AUGGAUGGUACUUCAGAAAUCGAAAAAUGCUCACCAACAGACCCGGCAACAUUUCUGUUCGCCUAUUCAAAUGAUUUGGAUUACAGUGAUGUGGCUAUGCUAUACAGUGAAUAUGGCUCCGGCGUCUCCUAUAAGAUCAAAUAUACGGUAGCUGCCACAGUUCGAUUUGAUACGAAAACAAAAGAAGAUAUUGUGAUCCAUGAAGGCGAAACGGUGGUUGAUAGUUACAACGCUGCUUAUUCUUAUCUGAAUAAAACCCAAGUGGAUCCAUCUCAAAGGUUUGAUAGUUCGGAAACAGAAAGUGAUGUAUUGGAUAUGUUGGAGAGAUUUAUUAACACCAAUCGUUCAAACAUCUGUGAAUCCGUGGCUUUAAUAUUGAUGAAACGAAGUCCAAAUGGAAUCGAAAUUUCGAAAAUUGUGGAAAAAAUAAGAGAAUAUCACUUUUCGAUCAUCAAUUAUUCUUGCAAGGAACUAAAUCUGUAA
Messenger RNA from Caenorhabditis briggsae, 483 nucleotides. NCBI's taxonomy places the organism in Eukaryota, Metazoa, Nematoda, Chromadorea, Rhabditida, Rhabditidae. The coding region runs from base 1 to 483 and encodes 160 amino acids. The transcript has 4 exons. The record is from RefSeq and is a predicted model, not a curated record.